AUGUCGAAAGCUCGAGAUUAUUAUGAAGUACUUGGUGUAGAGAUUACUGCUACCAAAGAAGAGAUAGUGAAGGCAUAUCGGAAGUUAGCACUUAAGCUACAUCCCGACAAACAAGAGAACAAAGAAGAGGCGGAAAAGCAAUUUCAAGAGUUAGCUGGAGCGUAUGGAGUAUUAAAAGAUGACACCCAGAGGACGUGGUAUGAUCAGAAACGACAUUUGAUAUUAGCUGGGAUUAACCAAGAGGAAGAGAAUGUGAUCAAUCUGUAUGAGUAUUUCAACACAAAUUGCUUUGACAAUUACGACGAUAGCGAGACUGGAUUUUACACUGUUUUUAACGAGUUAUUCAAAAACAUUGAAAAUGAAGAAGGUGGAGGAAAACAGAUGUGCGGCUUUGGGAAGUCGAAUAGUACGAUUAAUGAGGUCAAAGCGUUUUACGAGAAUUGGAAGUACUUUUGCUCGAAAUUGGAGUUCUAUGACAAGUUGCCGAAUAACAUAGCAGACGCCCCAAAUCAACAAGUCCGAAGAGGGUGGAAAAAAGAGAACGAGAAAGUUCGCGAUAAAUUACGGAAUGAAAGAACACAGAAUGUUCGACAACUUGUUAACUAUGUCCAACGAUUGGACCCAAGGUGGGAUCAAGUCAAAGCCGAAAUGAGACGACAAAAGGAAUUACGCGAAGAAAAAGAGGCAAAACAAGAAGCAGCAAGACAACAACGAGAACACGAACGUCGACAAAAAGAAUUGGAAAGUUUUAAGGACUUUGAACUCCCUCAAGAGGAAGAAGAUGAAAUAGAAAAACUGUCGAAGUAUUACGAAGGAAAAGCAGUCGACACCGAUGAUGAGAAAGAAGUCGAAGAAUUCUGUUGUGUUGUCUGUGACAAGAAAUUUAAAAGUGAAGGACAACUCAAGACUCAUGAAAACUCUAAAAAGCACAAACAAAUGCUCAAACUCUUAAGAAAGGAAAUGGAAAAAAUCAAUUGA
This is a messenger RNA of Entamoeba invadens IP1, 978 nucleotides long. Its product is annotated as DnaJ domain containing protein. Gene Ontology annotation, molecular function: nucleic acid binding; zinc ion binding. The record is from RefSeq and is a predicted model, not a curated record. The transcript has a single exon. Gene Ontology annotation, cellular component: cytoplasm. NCBI's taxonomy places the organism in Eukaryota, Evosea, Mastigamoebida, Endamoebidae. Bases 1 to 978 code for a protein of 325 amino acids.